Molecule: messenger RNA, 3788 nt
Organism: Zophobas morio
Lineage: Eukaryota; Metazoa; Arthropoda; Insecta; Coleoptera; Tenebrionidae
Gene: eIF3a
Product: eukaryotic translation initiation factor 3 subunit A
Exons: 8
Coding region: 133-3612 (1159 amino acids)
Biological process (GO): formation of cytoplasmic translation initiation complex; translation reinitiation
Cellular component (GO): eukaryotic translation initiation factor 3 complex, eIF3m; multi-eIF complex; eukaryotic translation initiation factor 3 complex, eIF3e
Molecular function (GO): translation initiation factor activity; mRNA binding
Source: RefSeq, a predicted model, not a curated record
UCCCCAUUCCCCAUUUCCGGCCGCCAUUUUGCAGGUGCGUUGUGGAAGAUUUUGACGUUUCCACAAAAUCCGCUUAUUUCUUCAUUAAAACAAUUUAAAUGUGAAUUAAGUGAAUAAAAAAAGUGAUUCAAAAUGGCACGUUACGGUCAGAGACCCGAAAACGCUCUAAAAAGAGCCAACGAAUUUAUCGAAGUUGGAAAACCAGCACGAGCGUUAGACACCUUACAAGAGGUUUUCCGAAACAAAAAAUGGGCCUACAACUGGUCCGAGUCCGUUCUCGAACCCAUCAUGUUCAAAUAUCUAGAUCUGUGCGUGGAACUCAAGAAGUCCCACAUCGCGAAAGAGGGGCUCUUCCAGUACAGGAACAUGUUCCAGUCUGUAAAUGUAGGCUCUUUAGAAAAUGUUAUCCGAGGAUAUUUACGUAUGGCUGAGGAAAAAACCGAAAACGCGAGGGAACAGUCGGCGCAAGCCGUGAUUGAUAUUGACGACCUUGACAAUUUGGCCACCCCAGAAAGCAUUCUAUUAAGUGCUGUUUCUGGUGAAGACGCCCAGGAUCGCUCCGAUCGCACCAUUUUAACACCAUGGGUUAAGUUCUUGUGGGAGUCAUAUUGUCAAUGUUUGGAGUUGCUUAGGACGAACGCGCAUGUCGAAAAUCUGUAUCACGAUAUUGCGAGGAUGGCGUUCCAGUUUUGUCUUAAGUAUAAUAGGAAAACUGAAUUCAGAAAACUAUGUGACAAGUUGAGGAAGCAUUUGGAGGAUAUUUGUAAACUGCCGGCGCAGGUGGCCAAUGUUUCUAUGUCAAAGCCUGAAACCCAGCAGCUAAAUUUGGAGACAAGGUUACAUCAGUUAGAUUUUGCUAUACAGAUGGAGUUGUGGCAGGAAGCAUACAAAGCCAUCGAGGAUAUCCACAACCUCAUGAAUAUGUCUAAGAAAAUGCCCGUUCCCAAAACCAUGGCCAACUACUACCAAAAACUCGCCAUGGUUUUCUGGAAAGCUGGGAACUACCUCUUCCACGCGGCCGCCCUUUUCAAACUUUUCCAAUUAUCGAAAGAAAUGAAAAAGAACAUCACGCAAGAAGAAUUACAGAGAAUGGCUUGCCGCGUCUUAAUAGCCACUCUUUCAAUUCCUCUACCAUCCGCUCACCCCGAAUUCGACCGCUUCAUCGAAACCGACAAAUCCCCCUUGGAAAAAGCGCAGCGGUUAGCCGUCCUUUUGGGUCUCUUCCAACCACCAACCAGAGCUAGUUUGUUAAAAGAUUUGGUUAGAGUGAACGUGGUGAGUUUGGCUUCGCCACAACUUCAAGAUCUUUACAAUUGGUUGGAAGUCGAUUUUCAUCCUUUGCUUCUCUGUGCGAGAGUUUAUACAGUGAUUCAGUCGUUACAAGCUGAAGAGAAUCUCUUGCAACAGUACAUACCGGCGUUACAAGACGUGACUUUGGUCCGUUUGGUGCGCCAGGUUGCACAAGUUUAUCAAACUAUAGAGUUUGCGAGGUUGAUUGAGUUGGCGAAAUUCACAGAUGCGUUUCAUUUAGAGAGACUUCUGGUGGAUUGUGUACGCCACAAUGAUAUGCAGAUUAGAAUAGACCACGGGAAACAUUGCGUUCACUUUGGUAUGGACUUGAGUGAAAGUCAGAGGGAAGAUAAACCAGAAGGUCCGACUUUGCAAGUCAUGCCUAGUGAACAAGUUAGAAAUCAGCUUGUCAAUAUGUCGACGGUUUUGAACCAAGGCAUUAACAUAAUUAACCCGAAUAAGAAGAAAUCGGAAAGGGAGAAGAUCAGAAGCAUCAUGGUGAAGAACUACCAUGACACUAAAGCACAAGAGCACGAAAAAAUUCUUCAACGUCAUAAGAUUAUUGAAGACAGGAAGGAAUACAUUGAACGUCUUAAUACAGUACGGGAGGAAGAAGAACAACGACGACUUGAGGAAUUAGCUAGACAGCAAGCUCUAGCUGAGCAGAAACGUCUCGAACAUGAACGCGAAGAGAGAGAGAAGAAGAGAGCCCAAAACGAAAUUCAGCAAAUUAAAGACCGACAUUUGAAAGAGAAACUACACCAGAUCAGUCAAACCGGUCAUGGACAGAAGAUCCUCAAGAAAUUAGACGAAGAUGACAUCAAGAAACUAGACGCUGACCAAAUCGCCGCCAAAGAAGCCGAAGAACUUCAAAAAGAACGUCGCGAGCUCCAAGCCAAACUCAAAUCCCAAGAGAAAAAAGUCGACUACUUUGAGCGCGCUAAACGCUUGGAGGAAAUUCCUCUGCUUCAAGCUAGCAUGAAGGAGCGUCAGCUCCAAGACCAAGCCUUCUGGGAGCAGCAAGAACGCGAACGCAUAGCAGCCGCUAUCGAAGAACGUAAAUUAUCCGUGGCCACGCGAGACCGCCUCACUCGAAUGAAACCCGACAAAGACGCUUUCUUAGAAAAACUCAAGAAAGAACGCAAUAUCGUCUACGAAGACAAACUCAAAGAAUUCGAGAAGAAUUUGAACGAAGAGAAACAGAAACGCUUGCUCGACCGCAAACUCAAGCGUAAAGAGGAACGUCGCACGCGCUACAUCAAGGAAAAGGAGGAAGAAGAAGAGAGGAAGAUGGCGGAACAGAAGAGGAAGGAAGAGGAAGAGAGAGUUCGCUUGGAGGAGAUGGCGCGCAAAGAGCGCGAAGAAAAAGAACGCCAAGAACGCGAAGACAGGGAGAAGAAGCAGCGCGAACAGCAGGAGAUGUUGGACAGAACAGGGGCCAAGCAGAGGCAGAGGCUGGAAGAAAUCGAGAAACGGUUGGCCGAGGAAAGCGAAAAGUCGACGAGGGACAAACCGAAAGAUCCGUCUUGGCGCAACAAGGUGGCAGAGCGAGAGGGACCGCCGAAGCAACGGGAUGGAGGGGAUUCGUGGAGGCGUUCGGAAAAGCCCGACGAGCCGAAGAAAGUCGAAGCUUGGAGGCCACGCAACAUGCGUGGAAACCCGGAAGAUUCCCCUAAACCCGCUGACGCUUGGAGGCGGAGCGAACCUGAUGAGCCCCGCGAGGAGCGCGAACCAGAACGUCGCGAAGAUCGGGAGCGUAGGGAAAUAGGGCGUGGCUUCGAGAGAGGCGAUCGCGAUCGCGAUAGGUUCAGUAGGGACGACCGCGACCGCAGAGAAGAUAGAGACAGGCGCGGCGGGGACAGGGACCGGGAUAGAGAGGAUAGGGAUCGUCGUGGGGGCGACAGAGACGACCGCAGAGGAGACAGAGACGACCGCAGAGGCGACAGAGACGAUCGGGAACGCAGGGGUGGAGACAGGGAUGAUCGCAGAGGCGGAGAUAGAGAAGAUAGAGACCGCAGGGGCGGAGAUAGAGAUGAUAGAGACCGCAGGGGCGGAGACAGAGACGAGCGUCGGGGAGGGGAUCGCGAUAUGGGUUCGUGGAGGAGCAGAAGGACCGAUGAUGAGCCGCCACGGCGUCCGCAACCCCCGAGAACUGGAGGCAGAGAGGGACAGUCGGAUUCGUGGAGGUCGUUCGGAAGGAGGGAGGAACCUCCGAGGAAGGCUGCAGAGGAGAGGAGACCUCCUCCACCUCAGAAGGAAAAACCACGUGAGCAAACCCAGUCGGAGGAAGACGAAGGAUGGGCCGAAGUUAAACGUCGUUGAAGCGUCUGUCACAAAUUUGGUCAUUAUUCGUACAUGUAUGAUGUAGAACAUCGUUGUAAUUAUCUGGUAUACUGUCUGUAUUUCAGGCUUUAUUAUUUCUUUUAGUACUAUUUUAAAGCAGUUGUGGGCGCUUUUACAUUAUUUUAUAAUUUGAAUCAAUAAAAUUUUAAAUGGAA